Molecule: messenger RNA, 15083 nt
Organism: Bombina bombina (fire-bellied toad)
Lineage: Eukaryota; Metazoa; Chordata; Amphibia; Anura; Bombinatoridae
Gene: ASH1L
Product: ASH1 like histone lysine methyltransferase
Exons: 28
Coding region: 2133-10415 (2760 amino acids)
Cellular component (GO): nucleus
Molecular function (GO): histone methyltransferase activity; protein binding; DNA binding
Source: RefSeq, a predicted model, not a curated record
GAUUCUAUAAUCAGUUUUACUAAUAUUUGUUAUGUGAAGGAGAGACACUCAUUUUACAGUACAGUGCUUAGUAAAAUAAGCUGAUUGCUCUCCACGUUGGCAAGUUUUUGAAAAUUGGAGCCUUAGUGACACUUAGAGACCUAGAGAGAGACUUUCAUAGGGCAAGAUUGAGAAAGAUGUUCUAACUAAUAUUCAGACUUGGAAAGGUCAUAAUGAUAAAAAAAACAGUGGUAGAGGGUAAAAGAUGGGGAAAAAGAUAUGCACACAGAAGGACAAUAACCAAAGUAUUUUGGGGGUAGAGACAACCAGGAAAAGUGCAGAAGACACUCUGAGACUGUCUGAAAGGAUGGGUUGAUUAGAGAGGGAGAAAUAAGGGACAAUAUAGGGUUUGAGCAGCAGGAGAAACACAUGAAGAGAGACUACAUGCUGUUCUGAAUAUGAGAGUAAGAGAGAGAAGAUCAGGUUAUAAGGGAGUGGAAACUUCUAGCACUAGAAAUAGGGAAACGCAGUUGUGAGAGAGCAAGACAUUCAACACCCAAGCAGAGAUAAAUCCAUGGAAGGAGACAGGAGGGCAGUGAGACAUUCAGAGCCUGAGGAACUGAGACACUUACACCCUGAGCAUGAAGAAGCAGAGAAGGGGUGAAACACUUUGGAACAGAGGGAUUCAAGUUCCCAAAGAUACAAACACAGAGAGUGAGCAAUUGAGACAUUAAUGGACAGAGAAGAGAGAGAGAGAGAAAUGCCAAAAAUAUUAAUGGACAGAGCAAGAGAGACAAAGAAAUAAAGAGGGGAACCCAAGAACAGAGGAUAGAGACACAGACAAAUUAGACAUCAUGACACCCUCUUAGAGAGAGGUGGGCACUAUCAGAGAAAAAGACAUGCACACACCAAGGGUAAGGGAAUAAGAUAAUGAGAAAAACACAUGUGGGGAGGGCAAGUUUUCCAGAGAUUGGGGAACAUAGGGAGAACAAGUGAAGAAGGGGAUGGAAAAGACAGAAACAGAGGGAGCGAGAGAGGUCAAGACACAAAUUGUUAUAAAGCGAUAUAGGAGAGACACUGAGACUGACACAUGCAAACACACAUACAAAUAAGCACUCAGAAAGGAUACACACAGAAGGAUAGCAAAGCACAUAGAAACAGAGGAGACUCACUGACUAUAAUAAACAGUAAGAGAGACACUGAGUGUGAGAGACAAGACAUUCAUGUAUACAGAAGAAGACACAGUGAGCUAGUAAGAAGCAUAUGAGUCAGAUACAGGCUACAGAGUGAGAGGGACAGAGACGUUAAGAAAACAAAUAUUUCACUGAGUAAAAGAUUUAGAGAAUAAAAGACAUUGGGAAUGAUAAACACACACAGGCAUAGAAAGGUAAUAUUUAUUGUUAUUAUUUACAGAGAUAGAGACAUGGAUUCUGUUUCAAAUCUAAAGCUCACAACAUGGAGCUAAUGAGAAUCACUCACCACAAAAAGAGACACAGUGACAGAGGGACACAGAUGGACAAAAUACUAGAGACUUAUACUGAAACUCACAGAGAGAGACAGAUGAGAUAGAAAGACGUGCAUUGGGGAGGGAAAGAAAGACUAGCAUUCAAAGAAAAAGACAGCACUACACACAGUCUAACAAUAAGUAGACAGCAAGAAUCACACAUGUCACCAGACAGCGUUGUAUACAUAGACCGGCAUUGGCACGUUGCUCCAGCAGUUCUCUUUGACUUGUCAUUCCAGUACAUUGCGUUCUGUGCAUCCCACAAGGAGUUAAUCCAUUCCUAUAAGGCAUAGCACUGGUUCCUGGGAAUCCUUCUCCACCUCCUCUCCUGCCUUCAUUCUCUGCGUCCCUCCCCCCUCCUUUGCAGUUGCAGGGGCUUUAAUGGGGUUGGGUUUGAUGAGCAGCGAGUCCCAGCCCUCCUCGGUGUAAACAGAGCACUGAGAAUCCUUCUCCAGGGGCUGGCCACCAAAUGCUAGAGGUAAACAAGCUGACAGAAUGGCGUUUAGCAAUUUGAGUUUGGAACGAAGAUGCAAUGAUGUUUUGCAGAGGGGCAAGGUGACUCAACCUCUCGGGCUAUAAAUGCUUCUCUUGUGGCAGAACUGCUCAUCUUCCAUAACGUUUCCUGUGUGGAAGGCAGUGUGUGUCUGUGAUGGACCAUAGGGAUACUGCUAUGUUAGGAGUAGGAUUGGAAUCAGAAGGGUCUGCAGAUACCCCUUGUGUGGUCAGUGGUGGUGACUCUGUAAUCAACAAGAUAGACACAGCCCAAGAAAGCAGUGUGAAGGAACAGGACUCUCAGAAGCUCCAGAACCCAGACAACACUCAGGCCAGCGCUGGCACAGACGCACACCAGUUCUCUGUGACAGAGACAAACUUUUCUGAAGGCCAUUUAAAGUUGAAAAUUGGACUUCAAGCUAAAAGGACUAAGAAACCUCCAAAGAACCUGGAGAGUUAUGUGUGUCGCCCUGCCAUAAAAACCAGCAUCAAACCAAGGCGGAGGGUCUUGAAGGAUGGAAAGAUGACAGAAGAGAGGAAUGAGCUGAUCUCCUCUAAACAGGAUACAUCCAAACUACAAAAGAAAUCCGGAGAUGUCGCCAACCUUGAUUGUUCAAAGUUGGAAUGCUCACAUCUUCGACCAGAGGAGCAGAAACUUUCCUCUUCAAAGAAUACUUCUCCUUUGCACUUAGAAGUGAAUGAUCACACAAAAGCAGCAUCAGCUAGAAUGGUUAGUAACAGAGACCCUGACAUGAAGGACAAAACAACUGUAAAUGGCACAGCAACUAGUGUUACUGAGAAACUUGCUCAGCUUAUAGCGACCUGUCCCCCAUUAAAGUCUUCCAAGAACAGAGCCAAGAAACAGGCUAACACCCCACCGAACGGUAUGGUUUCCAAAGAAUUGGGGGCUCCAACAAAUGACUCUCUUACUCCUUUGUCAGAGCACUUGAAAUCUCCAUCCUCCAUAACCAGCGGCUGUUCAGAGGAUAAGGAAACUGAAUGUUUACAAGAGAAAAUGAGCAGCAAAUCCUUAGAGUUAGGAAACGUACGGCAGGCCAAGGAGAGCAUUUUGGAGAAAUUCUGUAUUAGGAAAGAGAUAUCAGGUACUGAAAAAGACGUUUGUAACGAUGUAUUAUCUAUUCCACAGGAUAGCUCCUCUCUUAAAGAGAAAAGGCUUCCUGAUACAACUAUACAGGAGAAGCAGCUUCCUGUAUAUUGCACUUCUUUGGACUACAGGACAGGAGGGGCAUCUGAUGCAUCUACAGCAAAGUCACCUUUUAGUGCAGUAGGUGAAGGAAGCCUCCCUUCACCAGUGCCAGCAACUUCAGUGACUGCUUCUAGUAGAAGCCCAAAUGUGAAUUCACCGAACUCUCCUUCAAAUUCUUUGCACUUAAACCCUGCCCCUGAGCUCUUAGAAUGUAUUAAAGAGUGGAGUGACAAAAGCAAAUGCUCUUCUCCUAACUUGCCUGUUAAGACUGACAAUAGAAUCUCACACCUAAAUUUGGAUUCUGAAAUUGUGCAAAAUAAUAAAGUUUGUAAAGAGUCUAAAACUGUACGUAGUAAGAUUUUAAGAACUUUGUCUCCUGGGCUUCACGGCCUGGUGAAAAAACCCAUGCAGAGGCCUGAGCUUGGAAAUCACAAGUCUGACCCUUCUAUUGUCAGCUUUGCUAGUUUGCUUAGGAAAAAACAAAUGAUAAAGAUUAGCACCAUGGUAGAAAAGCAGUUUCAUAAUGUCCAAAAUGUGAGCACUAAUCAACAGACAAGACCAUUAAAGAAAAGAAAAGGAAAGAAGCCCAGAUGGACUAAAGCUGUCACAAAAACCACUUGUCAUUCCUCAAAGGAAUUGGAAUCAGCAGAGCAGAGCAGGUUUCUAAAAUCUGUUCCUCAUACAAACCAUAAUCCUGGACAGGACAGUCCUCUAAGAGGUAUGGAAAGGACAUCAUUUCAUGGUUACAAAAUUAAUAAAAAUAAUUUUUGCAAACUAAGCAGUUCUAACUCUGGGCAUUUGCCUGGUGUUUUGCCAGAAAACCACAAUCAGUCUCAUAAACUGUAUGGUUCUCAUACCUAUUCCAAUGAUGAUAUAGUAACUCAUAAAUCCAAAAAAGGAAAAACCAGGAACAAAGAAAUGCCACAACUGGAAGGUCCACCAAAGAGGGCACUAAAAAUUCCUGCAUCAAAAGUAGUUUCUUCACAAUCAAAAGAAGAUCAAGGGCCCCCUGUACUACAGCCUGAAGUGGAAAUAUCAACUAUGAAAUCAAGCUCCACGGUGCAAAUGCUUCCUCGAAAAAGAGGCAGGCCGAGGAGGCAGUUAGCUCCACCACUGAUUAGGACACCACCUGUGCUUUCCGCAGCUCCAUUUUUUGCUACAGACUGUCUAAACCAGUUUGAAGUUGAAAAUGAAAAAUCUAGAAAUGCUGAUGUUUCGAACAAGGAAACAAUUCGGUUUAGAGAUGAUAUUUCAAAAUCUAGUGAUCAUUUUCCAGAAUCUGACAGAAAGAUAGUGAAAAGGAGCAAUGGGCAGCUGAUGAAAACAAUUAUCCGGAAGAUAAAUAAGAUGAAAACAAUAAAAAGAAAAAAGAUUCUUAAUCAGAUUCUCUCCAGCGCAGCAGACCAGAAUACCAAAGGGAAAGUUCAAUCAAAACAGCAGACUUCCGUCUCGUCUCUUGCAGCAACUUUUGGUUCCAAACUAGGCCAGCAAAUAAAUGUAAGCAAAAAAGGAACUAUUUACAUAGGAAAGAGGAGAGGUAGGAAGCCUAAGGCAUCACUGGACUGUGUUCUCAGCAAGAACUGCAGUAGCAUUGCUGCAGUGGAAAAAUCAUGUCAGCAAAUAGUAAACACACCACUAGGCCAGAUUUCACCACCUUUAAUAUCUCCGGCAACGUCCAGUGCAGAUGUUCUUCCUUCACCAGUCAGCUCUCAUUCAUCUGGCAUUAGUGGUGCCCAGAGUCCAGUUAGCAGUGAUGCUGGAUUUGUUGAACCAAGCACCGUGCCAUAUUUGCUCAUGCACUCAAGACAAGGUAGUGUCCUUCAAACACUUGCAAUGAGGAAAGCAUCUAAGGAUACUAGACAUUUGUCACCACCUACAUUGCUGCCAAAUUCUCCUUCCCACUUAAAUGAGCUGACCUCGCUGAAAGAAGCCACACCAUCUCCUAUUAGUGAGUCUCAUAGUGAUGAGACUAUUCCAAGCGACAGUGGUAUUGGAACUGAUAACAAUAGUACAUCGGAUCGAGCAGAGAAAUUCUGUGGGCAAAAGAAAAGGCGUCAUUCCUUUGAGCACAUUUCUCUUAUGCCUUCAGAGACCUCAACUGUUCUGAGCAGCCUGAAGGAAAAACACAAGCACAAAUGCAAGCGCAGAAAUCAUGACUUUCUCAAUUAUGAUAAGAUUAAAAGACAAAAGAGAAAACGUAAAAAGAAGUAUCCACAACUUAGGAGCCGUCAAGAUCCGGAUUUCCUGGCUGAGUUAGAGGAGCUUAUAAGUCAACUGAGUGAGAUCCGAAUAACUCACCGGAGUCACCAUUUUAUCCCCCGAGACCUGCUUCCUACCAUAUUUCGUCUGAAUUUCAAUAGUUUUUACGGUCACCCUACCUUCCCAUUAGACCCACUACACUACAUUCGAAAGCCUGAUUUAAAGAAAAAGCGAGGUAGGCCUCCAAAAAUGCGAGAGACUAUGGCAGAGAUGCCUUUCAUGCAUAGCCUUAGCUUCCCACUUUCAAGUACUGGUUUUUACCCUUCUUAUGGCAUGCCUUAUUCCCCUUCCCCACUUACUCCUGCACCUGUUGGCUUAGGUUAUUAUGGAAGGUAUCCGCCUACAAUUUAUCCUCCUCCUCCUUCUCCUUCCUUUACUACUCCACUGCCACCCCCAUCAUACAUGCACACAGGCCAUUUGCUUCUUAAUCCUGCCAAAUAUCAUAAGAAAAAACAUAAGCUGCUUCGACAGGAGGCUUUUCUAACAACCAGCAGGACUCCCUUACUUUCCAUGAGCACAUAUCCAAGUGUCCCUCCUGAAAUGGCAUACGGCUGGAUGGUUGAGCACAAACACCGGCACCGCCAUAAGCAUCGUGAUCACCGGUCAUCAGAUCAGACACAGGUUACAAUAGAUCCUUUGACAGGAGUCAGCUCUACAAGGCCCUUUUUGGAAUCCCUAAAACGUUAUAAGUUUGGAAAAGACCCUAUCAGUGAUCGGUACAAACAUAAAGAGAAACACAGAUGUCACAUACCUUGUUCCCAUCUGCCACCUUCCAAGGGAUUAUUAAGCAGAGGUGAACAGUGGAUACGACGGGAGACCCCUGAGGCUAGUUCACUGACAUUAGGACUACAGACUCCAUUACAUAUAGAUUGUUCUGACAGCUCUCCAAGUCUCUCAUUGGGUGCUUUCACUCCCAAUUCUGAGCCAGCCAGCAGUGAAGAGCAUACAAACCUUUUUACAAAUGCAUUAGGUAACUGCAUGGCCAACAACGUGACCAACAGCAACAUUGGUCGAAAAGUAGCAAGUGAUAGUCCAAGCUUUUUCACAGACCGAUCUCAGAGAAAAGAACAGCCUCCCGCGGAAAGGGCACCCCAGGCCCUAUCAGGCUCACAGGAUAGAGUCUUACGGCUACCAGAGAACACAGGCUGUAGCCCUUCACGUAGGAGAACAGCAUCAGAGAGCACCUCUUCUACAGUUAUGGCUGUUCCUACACGAGGUACAAGACAGGGGUCUUCAAUGGAGGAGUCAGUGGACAAUUUAUUGCAGCGCAUGGCACACAGUGAGACGCAGACUAAUAUGGACAAGACUUUAGAAGCAGUGCUUAUUAACAAUGCCUCUGCCCCAGCUUCCUCUAGUCCAGCUAGAAUGCACAGCAGGGAUAAAGGUCAAGGAAAGCUAGACAAUGUGAUGAUUUCAUCAGCAGACUCUCCCUUUGAUGGCAUGGGGGGAAUUUCAGGCAGGCAUCCCAACAGCUGUCCCCCUCACCACCUGAAGAGGAGCAUGGUGGAAGCUAUACAGAAACAGGCUAGGAAAAUUUACAACUAUGAUAAAAUCCUUGCAACUAAAAAGAACUUGGAUCAUGUAAACAAGAUACUUAAAGCCAAAAAGCUUCAGAGACAGUCACGCACAGGAAAUAACUUUGUGAAGAGGCGACCUGGCAGGCCCAGAAAGUACCCACUAGAUGCUCUUCAGACUGCCCAGCUUGUCAGCUGUAUUGUUGAUGACAGGGGAGGAAGCAACACAAGGUCAGACACAGUCACUGAUAUAAUUGAAGCUGUUGUGCAGGGUGUGAAUCGGGGAGUUGAGCAUAGAAAAGGCUGUAAGAGGAAACAUAUGGACACUGAGAUGCAAAUGGAUAAAAGGCAGAAAGCUCUAUUGGAUGAAGAUCAGGACAGUGGUACAAGCCUUUCAGAGUUUGGUGCAACAAUUGUCUCACCGACCCAUGACAUUAGUAAGGUCCAUGAGGAACAUGAUUGUUCUGUGGUCCGUCUUUUGGGUCCUCUUGUUCAGCGAGAAAAAAAGGUUGCCCGCCCUCCCAAAAAGAAAUUCCAGAAGGCAGGAUUGUUCUCUGAUGUUUACAAGACUACCGAUCCUAAGAGCCGUCUAAUUCAGUUGAAAAAAGAGAAGCUAGAAUAUGUGCCACGAGAACAUGAUUAUGGACUUUUGCCAGCUCCAAUCCACAUUGGGAAAUAUUUGAGACAGAAAAGGUGUGAUUUCCAGCUACCCUACGAUAUCCUGUGGCAGUGGAAACACAACCAGCUGUAUAAAAAGCCUGACGUUCCUCUUUAUAAGAAAAUCCGUUCCAAUGUGUACGUAGAUGUGAAGCCUCUGUCUGGCUAUGAAGCCACCACAUGCAACUGUAAGAAACCUGAAAACCUGUUGGAGAAGGGUUGUGUAGAAGACUGUUUAAAUCGAAUGAUUUUUGCAGAAUGCUCUCCCAAUACAUGUCCAUGUGGGGAACAGUGUAACAACCAGCGGAUCCAGAGGCAUGAAUGGGUGCAGUGCUUGGAACGUUUCCGUGCUGAAGAAAAAGGAUGGGGAAUCCGAACUAAGGAGCCCUUAAAAGCUACACAGUUCAUCAUAGAGUAUCUUGGGGAGGUUGUUAGCGAGCAUGAGUUCAGGAAUCGUAUGAUUGAGCAAUAUCACAAUCACAGUGACCAUUACUGUCUGAGCCUUGAUAGUGGUAUGGUCAUUGACAGUUACCGAAUGGGCAAUGAGGCUCGCUUCAUCAACCACAGCUGUGACCCCAACUGUGAGAUGCAGAAGUGGUCUGUGAAUGGUGUGUAUCGCAUAGGUCUGUAUGCUCUGAAAGACAUGGCAGCCGGUACAGAACUGACCUAUGACUACAAUUUCCAUUCCUUUAACACGGAGCAGCAGCAACUCUGUAAAUGCGGUUUUGAGAAAUGUCGAGGAAUAAUUGGAGGUAAAAGUCAAAGGAUGAAUGGGCUGACCAAUAAGACUGGCCAGCUGUUGUCUGCUCAUCGGAGACCAGGUCGCUGCAAGGAUAAGAGAAAAUCUAAGCACCGCCUGAAAAAGAGGAGAGGUCACCUUUCUGAGGAUCACAGUGACACAUUGGGCACUCCAACAAGACUUAGCCCACAACUGCAUAUGAAGCCUAUGUCCAACAGAGAGAGGAAUUUUGUUCUAAAGCAUCACAUUUUCCUUGUGAGAAACUGGGAAAAAAUCCGUCAGCGACAUGAAGAAGUAAAGCAUGCCUCUGAUAAUGUUCAUCCUGUAUCUCUCUAUAAUCGCUGGAAUGGUAUCUGCAGGGAUGAUGGGAACAUAAAAUCUGAUGUCUUCAUGACCCAGUUUGCAGCUCUGCAGACAUCACGUUCUGUGCGCACAAGGAGGCUAGCAGCUGCGGAAGAGAACCAUGAGGUGGCCCGUGCUGCCCGCUUGGCCAAAAUAUUCAAGGAGAUAUGUGAUGGUAUCAUCUGCUACAAAGAUUCUUCCAACCAGGCCCUGGCUACUCCUCUCCUUAGUCUUCCUCCCAAGAAGAAAAACCCUUAUUAUUUUGAGAAGAUUUCAGAUCCUCUUGAUCUCCUUACCAUUGAAAAGCAGAUACUUAUUGGAUAUUACAAGACAGUUGAAGCAUUUGACACAGAUAUGCUGAAGGUUUUCCGGAAUGCAGAGAAGUACCAUGGGAGGAAAUCACAGACUGGGAGAGAUGUGUGCAAGCUCAGGAAAGCCUACUACAGUGCCCGGCAUGAGGCUGCAGCUCAAAUUGACGAAAUUGUGGGGGAAACUGCCAGUGAAGCUGACAGCAGUGAGACUUCGCUUUGUGACAAAGAUGGCACCCAUGAGAAAGACGAUGACAUAAUCAGAUGUAUUUGUGGUCUCUACAAGGAUGAGGGACUUAUGAUUCAGUGUGAGAAAUGCAUGGUGUGGCAACACUGUGACUGCAUGGGAGUGACAUCUGAUGUGGAGCACUACUUGUGUGAGCAGUGUGAUAAUAGGCCUGUUGACCGUGAAGUUCCCAUGACACCAUGCCCACACUAUGCACAGCCUGGUUGUAUCUACUAUAUUUGUCUUCUGCGGGAUGAGCUGCUGCUUCGCCAAGGUGACUGUGUAUAUCUGAUGAGAGAUAGUCGUCGAACACCUGACGGGCAGCCAGUACGCCAAUCAUACAGACUUCUUUCACAUAUCAAUCGUCAGAAAUUAGACAUCUUCCGCAUCGAAAAGCUGUGGAAGAAUGAAAAGGGUGAGCGUUUUGCUUUUGGUCAUCAUUACUUCCGCCCACAUGAAACUCACCAUUCACCUUCACGCAAAUUCUACCACAAUGAGCUAUUCCGUGUACCAUUGUAUGAGAUCAUCCCUCUGGAAGCUGUCGUUGGAACAUGUUGUGUUCUGGACCUGUACACAUAUUGCAAAGGUGAGCCAAAGGGUGUGAAGGAGCAGGAUGUUUAUAUCUGUGAUUACCGCCUGGAUAAAUCUGCACACCUAUUUUACAAGAUCCACCGUAACAGAUUCCCAGUCUGCACCAAAAGUUAUGCAUUUGACCACUUCCCCAAGAAGCUAACACCAAAGAGGGACUUUUCGCCUCACUAUGUUCCAGAUAAUUACAAGCGAAAUGGAGGAAGAUCAUCAUGGAAAUCUGAACGUCCCAAACCAGCCAGUAGAGAUCUUUCCCUAGAAGAUGACACCCUUCCUCUAAUGGAAGACUUACUGGAAAAUCAAGAAAUGGCCCCCAGUGAAGUAUCUGUUCCUGAAGAGACGGAGGUUAUGUCCACAUCUGUAGAAAUCACAGAGGAAAGAGCUAUAGUUGAAGAUAGCAACCGUCAUUCACCUCGAUUGUGCUCCCUCCAGGAGAGAAGGCAGGCACAAAGAGACAAACUUAACCAGAUUCUUCUUAAAUUGCUAGAGAAAAUUCCGGGAAAGAAUGCUAUUGAUGUCACAUAUCUCCUUGAGGAGGGUCCUUGUAGAAAGCUACGGAGACGUACUCUUACACUCCCAGAAUGCAUCUUCAGGAAGUGAGUGGCGAGUGAUUCUGUGAUGAGGAGACACUGCCAGCCUGGCGCAGAGAAAGACUGUGCCCAAGGAAAGGAAGAGGGCACUCGGCCCUCACAGAGUAGCAAUGGGACAGUCCAGAAGAGUUUGUGUGUCUGUGUUUACACACGAGUGAAAGAGGGCAGCGCUGUUAGACUGGCAGGUGGUGCCAUAGUCACAAGCGCUUUUUAUUCCUCAUCACCACAGUUCCUAAUGUAAUGCUCAAUUUUCAUUUUACAUUUCCUCAGAAGUUUAGAAAAACUGUGAGGUCAGUACAGCUUGUUUCAGGUGGGAGAGGUUUUGGGAAAUUUUGAGCCUUAUGGUUUUCCAAAGCUGGCUAAAUAUUACUCUGAUAGAAGUGUCACUUAAAGCUGCGUCCCUCUUAAAUCACACAGUGAGCUGUGUGCUUGCUAUGCAGAUCCCACUGAGCUGUAUGUGCUUCGCUGCCCCUGAGCCUUAUGCACUCUUCGGUUCUCUAAGCAUUGUGCACACUAUGCAGGUGCACCCUGAGCUGUGUGUGCUCUACGCAGACCUGAGCUGAGAGCUCUACAUCGACUUCCCAUGAGGUGUGUGGGAUCUCCGCAUUCUCCCUGUGAACUAUUUGUGCUUUCUGCAAACUUCACUUGAAUUACUGUCUCAUAUAUCCCUUGCUAAACAGUGUUGCUGUUUAAUACUGUUCUCCAUUAGAUGUUCCAUUACUCAAAGUAUCAUAAACUUUUGUACUGCUAAAAGUUACCAUUGUCCUCUUACAAAGAUGUAUCAUUGCGCACUAUCUUGUCUCUCCCCCUUUAGAGGUACCACUAUUCUUAUAUGUGUCCCUAACACAGAGAUGCCACUAUUUUAUAGUGUCCUCUUGCUUAGUGGUGUCACUGUCCUGUCUCUUUCCGCUGUGAAAUGUUGCUAUUACAUACUGCUACUCACUCACCACUUUCAAUGUCCACUAGAUUGGAUGUAUAAUAAUCUAAAAGCCUCAUUCCUCCAUACUCUUCAUCAGCUCUGUGGUACCUCAUCUGAUUCAGAUGUAGUGCUGUGCUUGAACUUAGAUGUCCCUGCCGGCUGCUUCAAAGAAUUUGUGUACUAACCUGUAAUUUGCACUUUAACUUACUCCAACAGAGAGUAUUUUUCUGACUUCGUCAUCACGGUUGUUUCUCUGACUAUUGACUAUGGGCUAUUCUGUCCCCUUUCUGGUAGGUAUUAUAGCUCUCAGCUAAGAGAAUUUGCCAUAUACUAACCUCCCAGUUUAAGUGUACCUCUGAAUUGUACGGUCUGAUCAUCCAGAUGUAUCACUGAUCACCAAGUUUAGUUUACUAUACCAUAUUGUCAUCUCUUACAUUGUAUCAUGCUCUAUACUACUUUAUUACUACAACUCAGUAAUUCCUAAAGAGAACUCCAAAUAUAAUUUCCCAUAAAAUGGUUACUUGUUUAUACUAAAAAAAACAAAAAAAAACACUUUCAUUAAUUUAAUUCCUUUAGUACUUCAUUCUACAUGGAUAUUGUUUGAUCGUAUCAAUUGACCAUAGCAGCAGUGAUAAGAUAAAUAUUACUCAAAAGAUAUUUAAAUGAGUAUGUCCUUGGAAUGCAAAGAAAUGCACAUUUUGCAAACAAAAUUAGUUAAGAUUAAGAUCUUUUGCAGUGCAACAGUGCUAUAUAAUAUGCAUAUAAAAUAUAUUCAUGUUCUUCUUUAACCUCUUGCUGACGUAUGUCUUUGUCGUCCAUCUUAGAGAAAAUAAGGUGUCAGUCGUCUUACUUAGAGGCAUUUGUUUCCACUAGCAGUGUCACUACUGCAUGCUGUUCAUCUACUAAGAAAGUUAUACUCUCAUAUUGUUCCUUAUUCAGAUAUGUGGGACUCAGAGAUUUUACUGUCACCUGGAACAUGACAUAUAUGUCAUAGGAAUCAACUAACUCAUUAUUUUCCAACUUUUAUUUAAUCACAAAUUAAUUUUAAUUCACAAAUUACCUUUGUCAGCCAUAUAACGGUUUAUAAUUUAGGAUUUCCCUAAUGUCAAUAUCAAGGGACAUUAUUUCCUUUAUAUCUUACUAAUACCUCAUUCUGUGCACUCAAAAAUCUAUUUCCAUAUGCAUUAUUGCAUUGCCUACUCUUUAAGUCAUCUGAGAUGAUAACUAGCAAAUCCUUAUCCUUAAGCAGAGACCCUUUGUCUGUGACUCCACCAUGUUGUCAUCUUCUUCAGUGUCCGGUCAUUUCAUUAUCAGUUUUCCUGUUCUACUUUUGAGUCUUGCCUUGUGUCACCCCUGUUCUAGCAGUACUAUUGUGGAAUCCUAUUGAGUGACACAGUUAUGUAACUUCUUAUGGAGAAUAUGGAGAUGAGACAGGUCUUAGCAACCCCCUGUAUGUGCAACAAAGACCUUAAUAGUCUCCAUUAUACUAGAGACAUAUUCCAGACCUACUCUGUGAGAACAAAAGAGGUGUGAAAACACUUUUUACCAACACCAAAAGUAGACAAGACAUUGUAAUUAACCUCUAGUAAGGACAACCUAUAGCAAAAACGGUUUUUACCAUAGAGCAGCAGGGGGACACACAUAUUAGCAUGAUCUAAUAAUGAAAGGAGAAAGGAGUUCAGUAACCUUAGAAUAGAACUGAGAAGAUUCUCAACUUAGUAACUGAUUAUUUCUAGUAUUUGAAAGAUAGAAACAGUUCAGCAACCUCUAGUGAUAAUAAAAGUGGAGCCAAAGCUCAGUAACCUUCUGCAAGUCUAGAAACUCUGAUAAUAACACCUUGUGAGGACAUAGCUUAGUUGACCUAAAUGAAACCAGUAACGUGGUGUGGGUACAGCACAGAAACCCACACUAAGGAAAGCGUAGAGGGAAGGUAUGGCCCAGUAACCGCCAGGAAGCUAACAGUGAGGUCACAGCUCAAAAGCCUCCACUGAGAAGAACCAAGAGCAGAUGGACUUGUAAACUCUAGUAAGAACAAUAGAGAUAGUUAACAGCUUAGUAAUCACCAAGUAAAGAAAGAAUGCAGGAACGUUUGUUCAGUAUCUCCCAGGCUGUAAAGCAGAUUAGGGGGGGGGGCAUACUUUAGCAAUCUCCCAUGUAUAUGGUAUAACACACAGUUCAGUCAAGUUUUUCCACUCCUUCAAUGUGCAAAUUCCCUAUAAGACCCCUUUGUGACCCAGAAGAAAGUACACAACAGGGCAGGAUAAAUUACAAAAAAUAAUAAUAAAGCAUAGCUUAUUAAUUGUUUUUAAUAUAUAUAUGUAUAUGUCCUAAAGUCAAGUUUUAAUGUCCUUAAAAGGAAGACAGAUUGUUUUAAAUAAUGUGCCAAGCUAUGUAUAUAAAUAUACAUAUAUACAUAAAUAUAUUUGCGUGGAUGUAAAGCAAUACAACUCUUUCUUGUUCAUUUUUACCUGGGCAAUGUUCGCCCUGAUGUAUAUUAUCUGUUGUGAUUAUUUUAUUCACUAGUCACUUGUCAUUCCAUCAGCCCUUUCAUUGCCAAGAGGUGGCCCAACGCACUUUGCAAGGCUUUGCUCUGAAGGCAGGGAAAGGGUUAAAUUGUUACUACUUUUAUUCUAGAGGGGGAUAAAAGAAGAAACAAGAGGAAAAUACCCUUUAAGAAGAAAAAAAAAAUAUUUUAUUAAAAAGCAAAAAUGAAAAAUCUGUUUGAAUAUUUUCUUACUUGUAGGAGUGUGGUAAAUGUGAGUAUGAGAUACUCGAUCUCUGCAGACUGUACACCACACUCAGUCUGCUUCACUUUAUAGUCAUUGUCUUAUAAAAGGGAUUAAGAAACUUACUGUGUUUAACACUAAGGCAGUCAUUAAAAAUGACAUCCAGAGCAUAGGCCACACAGUGGCAGAUCUCGUCUGUCUGCUCGCUCAUUACAGUCCGGGAAGACGAGGCUCUCCCUGUGUCAUAGAAAUACUGACAAUUUUGAGACAAUCAAAGGAUUCGAAUUGAGCUGCGAUCUCAUAUUAUAUAAAUAUAUAUAUAUAUAUAUUUUGUGCGUGCCUGUGUUUUUUUUUGUUUUGUUUUUUUUUAUUUUUAUUUUUUGUUAUUUUUCUUUUUUCAACUGGUGUAAAAAUGUAAUUCCCUUUUUGUGGUUGUUUUAUAAUAAUAAUAAUUAAAAAAAAAAAAAAGUUUAUCAUAAGGUUUUUAAAACUAUUAAAGCACUACAAGGUGGCACAGCCGAGACCUGCCAGUCUGCAUGGAUGGUGUAGGUUAUGUAAUUGCUGAAAAUAAAUGCUGCUAAUGUUUCAUUUUUACAAGGAAAAAAAAAAGAUGCAUAACUAAAUAGAUGAUUGUUUCGAUGUUAAUCUUUGUAAAUGAUGUAUUACCGAUUUUAGCAUUGGAUGUACUCCUCAGAUCUCAGUUAUUGAGAGUCUAGUAUUAAAUGGAAAAAUAUCAGUUUUUCCUACUGACAAGUUGUUCUGUUUUACUUUUCAUGUUCCUGUGUAGAUUUUUUUUAGCCGUAUAAUAUUCCUGAUUCUAUAACAAAACCUGUUAGGAUGUAUGGCACCUGUUUUUAGCAAUAAACUUCCACUUGGGGAAUUUCAGUAAUUUUUAUAUAAUUUAUCUCAAAUUUAUUGUACUUUGUAAUACCUAUUAGAAAAUCAACAUUAAAAAGAAUCUUUAUAGCUGACAACAGCGUUCAAAACUUCAAAGACUUCAUCUAUAAGAAAAUAAAUAAAUAUUAUAAAUGCC